Lichtheimia ornata is the source of this 630-nucleotide messenger RNA. RefSeq lists its product as uncharacterized. The coding region runs from base 1 to 630 and encodes 209 amino acids. Lineage: Eukaryota; Fungi; Mucoromycota; Mucoromycetes; Mucorales; Lichtheimiaceae. The transcript is spliced from 5 exons. The record is from RefSeq and is a predicted model, not a curated record.
AUGUGGGCUAUUCAGCAAGCUACUUGUCUUCUGGUUCUUUGGGUUUUCAUGGAUGAAGCUAUCAUUGAAUGUCAACACGUUUUCGUGCGUAUGGCUGUCAUUGCAAGCUGCAUGUCUUCUGGUGCAUUGGGAUUUCUAUGGAUGCAGCUGCCAUCGGAUGCCUACAUGUUUUCGUGCGUAUGGCUAUCAUUGGAUGUGGGCUAUUCAGCAAGCUUCUUGUCUUCUGGUGCAUUGGGAUUUCUAUGGAUGCAGCUGUCAUUGCGAGCUACUUAUCUUGUUCCCUUCGGAUUCUUGAUGGAUGCAGCUAUCAUUGGAUGUCGACAGGGUUUCAUUCAUAUGGCUUUCAUUGGUGAAUCAUGUCAGGGUCAAAGAGCAACGUCGACAGCAUCCUUCAGUGUCAGCUUGCCCUAUUACAUCGUUCGAUGGUUUUCGUUACUGUACCACCUAUUGGACACUUCCUUUUAUUUGCAUCUGCAGCGGCAAGGCAACAAGUUCUAUACCUUUUGGUGUCACCAAUUUGUAUCUCGUCUUAUUGUGGUCCUAGUUGUUGACAACCCUUUCAAUGGAUAUCCUGCUACGCAUGCCUGUUAUCGGUGGAUCAUAUCAGCUACAAACAAGAAGCAGCAAUGA